Molecule: messenger RNA, 5380 nt
Organism: Monodelphis domestica (gray short-tailed opossum)
Lineage: Eukaryota; Metazoa; Chordata; Mammalia; Didelphimorphia; Didelphidae
Source: RefSeq, a predicted model, not a curated record
UUAAAAGGACUAGAGUUGAGGAGAUGAAAAAGACAGUGAGUUAGGCACUGAACUAACUCAUGGAGGAAAGAAAAGAAGGGUUCUGGGGACUGGCAGAUUAUAAUGAUCAGAAUCUUGACAAAGUGUGGACUCAAUGAACUUGAAACAAGGAGAGGGUAAUGAGUGGUAGUAAUAAAGAAGUUUGGAAGUAGCCAUGGAGGGCAAGGAGAGUUCUGACUUCCCUGUCAUAACCAGUGAACGUUUGAAUGACAAUCUGAUCAGUGCUGGAAAGAGUGGCCAAGGAAGCUGUGUAUCCCAGGAGCCAGCUAACUCAGUGAGUCAGAAGAUGGAAGGGAACAUGAACAGAAAAUUCUCAAGAUAAAAUCAAGAGUGUUACCAAGAAGCAGGCAGACAUUUCAAGAGAGCACAGUAGAAAGGAGCCAAUAGAUUUGGAGAGGGGCGUUGUGGAUUGGGAGAGGUAGAAUUGGGAGGAAUGGGAGUUAGGAAACCAAUGGUGGGGAAUGGAGCUUGUACAAUGACAUUAGGGGUUCAGAAUCACUGGACAGGGGACUGUGACUGGGUGGGAAUGUGAAUCACCGAGGAAUAAAUCGAGGCAGAAUUCUGAUCAGUGACUGGAGGAAGACUCAUGGAAGGAUGCAGGAGACUAGACUUUUCUAGGCUCUCCUGAAGUCCAGCUUUGUGGUAGCUGAUGGAGAUACUGGAUCCUUUGAGGCCCAAGUGGCUAGAUUCAAAACAAGCGACAGCAGAAGAAAAUACAACCUGGGAAUAGAUAGCAGUUCAGGUUGGGUCUGAUCUGAGCAAGACUUUCUCAGUACUGAAUGAAGACCAAGGCCAUAGACUGGGAAUUGCUUUCUGAGAUGUGUCUAGAAUGAAGGGUCCCAAGACAGAGAGCUGGUUCCUGAAUUGAAUUCAGUGUUUCCUUUAAAAAUCCUUACUUGAUCUGUUCUACAGGUCCUACCCUUCAUGGCUAAGUUCCUUGAGAAAGCCCCCUACAGUCAGUACUUCCAGUUCCUCUGGUUUCACUAUCUUCUAAAUCCUUUGCAAACAGAGUUAAAAUGGAAAUAUGUUUUGCAUGACUUCACAUGUAUAAUUGACAGCAUAUUGCUUGUUCUUCUCAAUGGGUGAAGGAAGUGUGGAAGGGAGGGAGAGAAUUCUUAAAUUUUUUUUGAAAUGUACCCCCCAAAAAUUUAUGUGACCCUGGGCAAGUCACUUAACCCUGUUGGCCUCAGUUUCCUCAUCUAUAAAAUGAGCUGAAGAAGGAAAUGGCAAACUACUGUGCUAUCUGCCAAGAAAGCCCCCAGUGAGGUCAUGAAAAGUUGUACGUGACUGAAAACAACUGCUUUAGUUUCCUCAACUGUAAAAUGAGGAUAAUAAUAACUCCACGCUGCUCCACAAAAUAGCUUUCUAAAUAUAAAAUUCUGGGAUAUCCACCGCCAUGGUUGAUAACUGGAUGCAAAACUCUAAGGACCUCAUUCCUUGUGCUCUGACCACUUAAAUCUCUUUCCCCUUGGAUUCAUAUUAUUCUCUGCACUUAUGAGCCCUGAAGGUCAAACUCUUCCUCAUCGGUGGCACUGGGCAAAGAAAAACUGAGCAUUUCACUCUGACGAAUGGCAUUUCAAGUAUUCGGUCUGUUCAGAAAGAGACCAAGAGGCUGUGAAUUGUCGGCAUCGCGUUGUGUUUUUAUUCAGGUAAUCAAUAUUCUUUACCAUGCCUGACACCACAGCGAUAAGUCAUUCCAAUGAAAGAAAAGGACUUGACCUCUUUAGAUUUCUCCAUAAAACAAACUGAGUCAUAUUUCCUUCAAACGGUGUAGGAGAGUUUUUAGGUACUAAUUUCCCAUAUAAAACAUCUGGUGAUUCCCCUGUUCCUUUCUUGGUCUUCAAAUUACUUAAAAGCAUUUUAUAUUGGUCAUAGACAGUGGUCAAAUGGAUUUCUCUGCUUUUGAGGGAAUAAGAGGAAAAGCGAUGUUAUUAAGCACUACUAUGGGUCAGGCUCCUGCUAAUCAGUGGGGAUACAAAAUAUAAGAGAGCAAGACAGUCCCUGUUUUGAAGGAGUUUACCUGUUAGCAAAGGAAGGGGACACUUGAGAGGGGAGUGAUGGCCAAGGAGGAAUGUUCUAAACAGGGAAGUCAGAGGGGUGGCAAGUGGAGACUCAGGACGAUGGACUGGCAUGUCCAUUUUGCUAUCAUAGAUACAAUUACUGUUCUUGAAUCGGUUUGAUAGCUCAUUCUCAUGCCAUAUCCUCAAAGAUCCAAUUGAACUAUCCUCCCAGACCCCCAAAGCCCGAAGCAACUUCUCUGAAUCCCUGAGGUCCAAAGGAGAGGAUUUUGGAUCUGGUAGGCUGUGGUCAUGGAUUCAGAUCCCUGCUAUGAACUACGGGUUCUCCAGGUAACAUAGGAUUGUGGAUUAUAGAUUUAACACUGGAAAGGAUGUUAGUAAACAUAAAUUCUAACCCCUUAUUUUAUGAGUGAGAAAACUGAGCCUGAGAAAGAUAAGGAGGUUGCAAUAGGUAAGAUUUGAACUCAGUUAGGUGGUGCAGUAGAUGGAGUGCCAUGCUUGGAGUCAGGAAGACAUCUUCUCGAAUUCAAAUCUGACCUCGGACACUUAUUAGCUGUGGGACCCUGGGCAAGUCUCUUAAUCCUAUUUGCCUCGGUUUCCUCUUCUGUAAAAUGAAAUGGAGACGGAAACAGUAAAAUUCUCCAAUAUCUUUGCAGAAAAAAAAAAGAAAUAAAAGUCUAAAUGGGGUCAGGAAGAGUUGAAUAUGACUGAACAAGAAUAUUAACAACAACAACAAAUUUUCUUCCCACCCCACCCCUCAGUCCUCCUUAAUCGUGAUUGCUUGCUCCUUGUGUGACCUUGGACAAUUUGUUUAAGCUUUCUGGACUUCACUUUCCUCAUCUGUAAAAUAAAAGGGUUCAGCUCUAAGGCCACAUCUGGCCCUCACUCUAUAAUGCCAUGAUCCUGAAACCCUUAAAGUUCCUUCUAGCCUUUGAUCUUCUGAUCCCUCCUUGCACUUUGCAAACCAUACCUUAGAUAAUUGUUAUAUAUACAUCUAUCUCCUAAGCACCUUGAGGACAGGCACAAAGCCCCAUUGAUCCUUGUACCUCCUACAGGGUUUGUAGGAUAGCUCUAAGACAGAAGAUGCUCAGUUGCUGUUUGUGGAAUGAUGUGAGUGAGGAUGGAGUGAUGUGAGUCUAGGGAAACAUCAUUUUCCAUCUGUAGCUCCACUUCAAGUCAAUUCGAUUCUGCCUUAUUUCUCCAAUGCAAAGGAAGUAAUUGCAACCUCGUUGUUUAUAAAUCUGGAUCCUGGAUUAAACAUUUAUGUUGUCUAUGCAGUAAGCAAAACUACACCAAGUCUUCCACCUCUAAUGAAAAUUUAAUCAGAAUCUGAGAGCAGGGGCUUAUAGCAAGCCCAGAGCACCAAUUGAGGGAGACCUGGCUACUUGAGAGUGGGGAGAAGCAUAUUGCAAACCACCAUCUGGGGCAGCCAAAUCUUUCUGCACCAGCAAGUACCUCUUGUCCCAAUUUGUAAUGACUUCUUUCAAUUCGACUCUUUAGUAUACAAAUGGACAAGGAGGUCUCCCAUGAGGAUCGUGGUUUCCAAGAGAUGGAAUUAGAUGAAAUAGCCAGAAAAAUUUCAGACAUUGGCAAAUGGAGGGAAAUCUUUCAUUUUCAUAGGUUGGAAAUCAACAGUGCAACCCAUCAGGAAAACACUGGAGAGAAAUUCCAAGAGCAUCACAAAUCUACUGAUUCUGGUGCAGCUGGUGCAAGAACACCUCAAGAUAAAGAACAAGGACGGUACCCAUCAAAGGUCCUUUAUUCACUGCCUGCACCCUCUGUCACCUCGAAAUGGGGCAGCUUUCCUGUCUCCCUAGCAAUGGCCAUGGGCCUAAGAAAGAUCUUGUUUGGAAAUACAGUACAUAUCUUCAGCCACGACUGGAAAAAGUCAUGUUUCAAGUUCCAUGAACCUUCUUCAGACCUGUCCUAUGCUCUGGAAAUGGGAAAGGGUGGAUCCAGAGCAAUCCAAAUGGCUGUGCAAGUGCACAUCCUCAAAUACCUUUUAUUUACAUGGAGUGAAAAAGGCAGAGACUUCUGCAGUUUAUGCAGAACAAGCCUUGGAGAACAGAGAGAGGCCCUCUCAGCAGCUCUGGCAGACACUCUGUGGACAGCAGGAGAAAGGCAAAAGGUCAUCAUCUGUGUCAUCACAUCAGAAACUUGUUUUCCCUCAACGGGGGACUUUGAAGCAGAUGGCUUGACUGAGCAAGUGAGUAUGGACAGUUUCGAUCUCCAGCUCUUUGAGUUUUCAGAGAAAGAAGAUGCCAAGAAAUUCAUCUAUGAUCAUUUACAAUGGUUCACAGGGGAAGGAAGACAUGGAGUUAUCUUAUUUCUUUACAGUUUGCUCCUCUCUAGAACAUUUGAAAGGCUUCAGAGGGACCUUGAUAUCAGCACAAGUCAUCUAUUGCAGCCAACUGGUGGGAAUUUCACUUGCGGGCAGGCAAUUCUAAACCUCAUAUUAACAGGACGAGCCAGUCCUCAUGUCUUCAACGGCUACCAGCGAGGAAAUUCUGAAGCCCUGCUGCAUGGAAUCCUGGCCCGCAGUGAGGUGGGCUUUUUACAGUGGAACAAGGAUGGCUCCAGGCAGCAGGAACUCUCACAGGUUGGAAGCAGGUUGAAGACUCCAAAAUUCCCCAUCUGGCUGUGUAGCAUCAAUAGAAAGUGUAGCAUCCUUUUUAGCGACAACAAGUUGCUCCUAUCGGACUGGAAGAUGGAGCACCACUUUGGUCUGUAUUUUUAUAGUGGCCACCCAUCCCAGAAAGAGGCAGCUUGUCUUACAAUAGACACUCAUUCUCACCACUGGGAAGAAGUUCAACAGAACGAGAACUGUGUCCCAGAAAGACCAGUGGAGAUGGUGAUAAGGACAAAAUGGAAAGACGCUUCUGUCAAGUGGAAUGGGACUCUUCCAUUCUUCUGAAGAGAAAGACUUGGUUUCUGUAAAGCAUUUGACACUAGGAACUACCCUCUUUUUCUUUAAAAUCCUUUCCUUCUUUAGCUUCCAUGGCAUCGGCCCCUACUGGUUCUUUUCCUAUAUCUCUGAUCAUGUCCUUUCUGUUCUUUGCAGGCUCCUUAUCCUCCUUAUGACCACUAAAUCCUCAAGGUUCUGUCCUAGGUACUGCUCCCUUUUCUUUAUGCUUUCUCUCCUUUGGUAAGUUCAUCUGCUCCCCUGGUUUCAAUUAUUACCUAUAAAGAGGAUGAUCCAAUUUAUAUCUGAACCUCCAUUUUCCCCACAAUGCCAGCUCUAUAUCUUCUCUUAAUAUUUUAUUUUUUCCAAUUAUAUGUAAAAACAAUUUUAACAGUCAUUUUUUAAAAAUGUGAAUUCCAAA